This is a messenger RNA of Medicago truncatula (barrel medic), 2321 nucleotides long. Its product is annotated as probable E3 ubiquitin-protein ligase ARI7. Lineage: Eukaryota; Viridiplantae; Streptophyta; Magnoliopsida; Fabales; Fabaceae. The transcript is spliced from 15 exons. Bases 176 to 1969 code for a protein of 597 amino acids. Gene Ontology annotation, biological process: protein ubiquitination. The record is from RefSeq and is a predicted model, not a curated record. Gene Ontology annotation, molecular function: ubiquitin-protein transferase activity; zinc ion binding.
AAAACUUAUAUAGUUCCCCAAUUCAAGCCUCACAUUGGUUUAGGAGAAGAAAAAACCCAUAAAGCUACACACAUAACACAACACUUUCUUCUUCCGAAUUCCCCUAAUUGUGUGCCCUAGAUUUUCUCUACCCACCACUUUCCCCAAAAUCCAUUCGAUUAGGGUUUUUUUCUCCAUGGAUUCUGAUGAUAUGCAUGAUGCCAACGAUGUUGAAUCCCUCGAUGACGAUUUCUACAGUGGUGAAACCGAAGAUGCUCCCAUGGAUGACUACAGCGACGACUACGAUGAUGAUAAUAAUAAUAAUAAUAAUAAUGAUGCUGAUGAUGAUUACUUUGAUGAUGGUGCUGAUGAUUCUGCUCAGUCUCGGAGUACUGAGAUAAAUUUUGCCAUAUUGAAAGAAUCAGAUAUCCGGGAUCGGCAGGAAGAUGAUAUCAGUAGUGUCGCAACAGUUCUUUCCAUACCACCAGUUGCUGCAAGCAUCCUACUUCGUCAUUACAAUUGGAAUGUCAGUAAUGUUAAUGAUGCUUGGUUUGCUGACGAAGACAGAGUCCGAAGAAAAGUUGGCUUGUUGGAGAAGCCAGUUUACGAGAAUCCUGAUGCCAAAGAGCUUACUUGCGGCAUCUGUUUUGAAGCUUAUCGUCCUUCUAAGAUUCACAAUGCUUCUUGCGGCCAUCCGUACUGUUUUUCAUGCUGGGGAGGAUAUAUUGGCACUUCAAUUAACGAUGGUCCUGGAUGCUUGAUGCUGAGAUGUCCUGAUCCUGCUUGUGGUGCUGCUGUUGAUCAAGAUAUGAUUAAUCUUUUAGCAUCUGCUGAAGAUAAACAGAAGUAUGACCGUUACCUUAUUAGAUCUUACAUUGAAGACAAUAAAAAGACCAAGUGGUGUCCUGCUCCUGGUUGUGAACAUGCAGUUAAUUUUGAUGCUGGUGGUGAAAAUUAUGACGUAUCUUGCCUCUGUUCAUAUAGCUUUUGCUGGAAUUGCACUGAAGAGGCUCAUCGUCCAGUGGAUUGUGGCACAGUGUCGAAGUGGAUUUUGAAAAACAGUGCAGAAUCCGAAAACAUGAACUGGAUACUUGCUAACUCGAAGCCGUGUCCCAAGUGCAAGAGACCGAUUGAAAAAAACCAAGGGUGCAUGCAUAUGACAUGUACUCCACCUUGCAAAUUUGAAUUUUGCUGGCUAUGCCUUGGUGCAUGGUCAGACCAUGGUGAAAGGACUGGCGGUUUCUACGCUUGCAAUCGUUAUGAAGCAGCUAAACAAGAGGGGGUGUAUGAUGAAACUGAAAAAAGAAGAGAAAUGGCAAAGAAUUCAUUGGAGAGGUACACACAUUAUUAUGAGCGGUGGGCUAGCAACCAAUCUUCAAGGCAAAAAGCUCUUGCUGAUCUACACCAGAUGCAAACUGUUCAUAUGGAGAAGCUUAGUGACACACAAUGCCAACCUGAGUCACAACUUAAGUUCAUAACCGAGGCUUGGUUACAGAUAGUUGAGUGCAGGCGGGUAUUGAAGUGGACAUAUGCAUAUGGAUACUAUUUAGCCGAGCAUGAGCAUGCUAAAAAGCAGUUCUUUGAGUACUUGCAAGGCGAGGCAGAAUCAGGUUUGGAGAGACUUCAUCAAUGCGCCGAAAAGGAACUCCAAGUAUUCCUCAGUGCUGAAGGCCCGUCUAAAGAAUUCAACGAUUUUCGCACCAAACUAGCUGGAUUGACCAGUGUGACUAAAAACUUCUUCGAGAAUUUGGUCAGGGCAUUAGAGAAUGGUUUAUGUGAUGUGGAUAGUAAUGGAGCUGCUACAAGCAAAGCAACGAGUUCAAAAAAUGCGGCAGGGAGCAGUAAAGGAAAAAGCGGAAGAGGAAAGGGGACGAAAGCUACCGUGUCCAGCAGAUUAACUGAUGAUAAUGAGUGGUCUUGUGAGCAAUGUACCUAUGCAAAUGUUGGAUCUGCCACCGCAUGCGCGAUGUGCAAUCAAGAGCGGCAAUGACCCACUAUAAACACAUGUCUUCUGCUCAAAGGCCAACACACCAAAAGCUGAAACGGAGUCGGUAAUCUUAUUUAUGCGCUGGUUUCUUUUUGUAAGGUUAUUUAAUAUCUAAUAUAAACAGGAUGAAGGGGGUGAGUCACGCAAGAUAUGUUAUCCUCCUUGCACUCCUUUUGGGUACAUUCCUAAUUUGAUGUAUAUAGUUUUUUUUUUUAUCUCCAAAUUUACAUAUUGGUUUUAUGCAACAGGCUUCUGUAACUGAACAUCUUAUAUGGCACAUGCUGUAGAUGAACACAAAUAUGCUUGUUUGUGACCUGAUUUCUUCAGUAAAUUUAUCUGCAGCUUCUUUAAGUUA